Molecule: messenger RNA, 789 nt
Organism: Musca vetustissima
Lineage: Eukaryota; Metazoa; Arthropoda; Insecta; Diptera; Muscidae
Product: trypsin-1-like
Exons: 2
Coding region: 1-789 (262 amino acids)
Biological process (GO): proteolysis
Molecular function (GO): serine-type endopeptidase activity
Source: RefSeq, a predicted model, not a curated record
AUGAACAUGUUAAUGGUAACAUUAUCGGUAUUAUCCCUAAUGGGUGUCCGGGGUAGAGUUUUGGAGCAAAAGGAUAUUGAAGGUAUACCACGUUUGGAUGGUCGCAUUGUUGGUGGUCAUCGCAUUAAUAUCAAAGAGGCACCUCAUCAAGUAUCACUGCAAACAUCUUCGCACUUUUGUGGUGGUUCCAUUAUCUCGAAGCAGUGGAUUUUGACCGCGGCCCACUGUACUUAUGGUAAAACUGCUGAUCGUCUCAAGGUACGCUUGGGUACCUCCGAAUAUGCACGAGGCGGAGAACUCAUAGAUGUUGCAGAAAUUGUUCAACAUGAAAAAUUCAAUACCUCCAAUGUGGACUAUGAUUAUUCGCUGUUGAAAUUAUCGCGUGAAAUUGAAUUCGAUGAAACGAAACAAGCCGCCAAGCUACCAGAAACCAAAGAAGAUGUCAAGGAAGGUGAUAAUUGUAAGGUUACCGGAUGGGGUAGCACCAAAAAUAUAUUCGAACGUCGUAAUUGGUUGCGACAAACUGAAGUUCCCAUUUUCAAUCAAGAAGAAUGUUCGGAAAAAUAUCAGAGAUUUGGUGGUGUUACGGAACGUAUGAUUUGUGCCGGCUAUACUGAAGGUGGUAAGGAUGCCUGCCAGGGUGAUUCAGGUGGUCCAUUGGUAACGGAAGAUGGUGUUUUGGUUGGUGUGGUGUCAUGGGGUUAUGGUUGCGCUCGUCCCCAAUAUCCUGGUAUUUAUUCGAGAGUGUCUUAUGUUCGUGAUUGGAUUCGCACCAACAGUGGUGUUUAA